Hylaeus volcanicus is the source of this 10524-nucleotide messenger RNA. RefSeq names its product paired box protein Pax-6 (gene toy). Gene Ontology annotation, molecular function: RNA polymerase II cis-regulatory region sequence-specific DNA binding; DNA-binding transcription factor activity, RNA polymerase II-specific. The record is from RefSeq and is a predicted model, not a curated record. NCBI's taxonomy places the organism in Eukaryota, Metazoa, Arthropoda, Insecta, Hymenoptera, Colletidae. Bases 954 to 2495 code for a protein of 513 amino acids. The transcript is spliced from 10 exons. Gene Ontology annotation, biological process: anatomical structure development; regulation of transcription by RNA polymerase II.
GGGGUGGGGGUGACGAAAUCGUGCGGCAGGGAUCUUCGCAUGAAGGAAGGCAGACUCUGGUGGUCAAUCGGGCGCCGCGCACCGCAGCAGUGACGCGUCACUGCACCCCUGUUUUUCGAGUUGCACGUGUUUCUUUCCUCUUCACCGACGCUCACCCGGUUAAAUCGUCCUUCGUCUUGCUUCCUUUUGGUCAGCACGCCGCGACGACGACCGAUAAGCAGCGAAUCGACGCGCUGACGUUUGACACCCCCGGGAUAACGUAAACGGUACCAAAACCAUCGAUGGUAACGGACUGCGAACGACUGGUACCGCGACGACGUCGUUCCGUUUCACGUUCCGUCGAACGCAGCGUGAGAUUGUCGUCGUUACUCGUGCCGAUUCGUACGGGGACCUGGGUUCCCCGUAGAUCGAUCCGUCGACGCUGCCAGUGUGGAUUCCGUGACGAGCACGCUUCCGUUAAACUGUGCAUUCUCAGUGAUCAGUGAGAGCGUUCGCCGAGGCUUCGAUUGAGUUCGUCUUUUGAUAGACGGAUCGAGGGGCUCGAUAAAGCAAGCCGUUAUUUCGUCGAGCCACGGUCGACAAAGUGCUGUGAACGUCGCGACCAGGAGACACGUAGCUGCGGAUUGUGCUUUUAGCUGGUGACUGGAUCCGGCCUGACCACGGCCAUUCUCGACACGCACUGUGUUAGCGUGGCCGGAGGUGGCGGCGGCGGCGGAGGUGGCGGUGGAGGCGGUGUCACGGUCGCCGGCAGUCGGCUGAACCUGCACCUUCGUUCUUGCGGGGGCAGCGGUGGCGGCAUCGCCGGAAGUGACAGCGCUUCGGAUUACCCGCCAAGCGCUGCGGCAGCGCGGAGCCGGGAGGCGGCGGCGGCGGCGCUGCACGCGGCAAGAACCCUGUUGGGCGCGGGGGUGGCUAACCCUUGCUCACCCACCCCCGAACCGCCCUUCUGGAAGAUGCCACAUAAAGAGGAGGACUUGAUGCACGGGGGUGCGGGUAUUGGCGGGGGUUCUAUGGUCGGACAGAACUCAAUAUUUGGGUGCUCGGCUGCAGGACACAGCGGGGUUAACCAGCUCGGUGGUGUUUACGUCAAUGGUCGACCAUUACCGGACUCCACCAGGCAGAAGAUCGUCGAACUGGCCCACAGUGGCGCUAGGCCCUGCGACAUCUCGCGAAUACUGCAAGUCAGCAACGGAUGUGUCUCCAAGAUCCUUGGGAGGUACUACGAGACCGGUUCGAUAAAACCACGUGCAAUAGGCGGCAGCAAACCACGUGUGGCCACCACGCCGGUGGUUAACAAAAUCGCCGACUACAAACGAGAGUGCCCGUCGAUUUUCGCAUGGGAGAUUCGCGACAGAUUGCUGCAAGAAGGCGUUUGCAAUAACGACAACAUACCGAGCGUAUCGUCCAUCAACAGGGUGUUGAGGAACCUGGCGUCGCAGAAGGAGCAACAGGCGGCAGCGGUGCAGGCGCACCAGGGCGCGGAGAGUGUCUACGAUAAGCUUCGGAUGUUCAAUGGCCAGGCUGCAGGCUGGCCGCCUGCAUGGUAUUCCGCUACGCCCUCUCAUCAUCCCCUGGCCACUGGAAUUCCAACGGCUGCAACCCCCGGCUCUGGCCAGUCCCUGCUACCCGGCAGCCAGCUCCACGGUCGCGACGAUUCUCUGCUGAAACGAAGCGACACCGGUUCUUUAUUGUCGCACCAGCAGGAGACCACGUCGGAUGGCAAUUCGGAGCACAAUUCGUCUGGUGACGAAGACUCACAGGUACGACUGAGGUUAAAACGGAAGUUGCAACGCAACCGGACAUCUUUCUCCAACGAGCAAAUCGACAGCCUCGAGAAAGAAUUCGAGCGGACACAUUACCCGGACGUGUUUGCACGGGAGCGUCUCGCCGAGAAGAUUGGAUUGCCUGAGGCACGUAUCCAGGUGUGGUUCAGUAAUCGGAGGGCGAAGUGGCGUCGAGAGGAGAAAUUACGGAACCAAAGGAGAGCAGCCGUCGAUCAGGUAGUCGGCGGAGGAAGCGGCGGGGGUAGCGGCAGCACCGCGCCACCGGCUGCAACCCCUGCCACGCCACGGUUACCCUUAAACGCUGGAUUCAACGCCAUGUACUCGUCGAUACCGCAGCCGAUCGCUACGAUGCCCGACACCUACAGCUCGAUGUCAAGCAGCUUGGGCGGGUCAAUGGGUGGAAGCUGUCUUCAGCAACGCGCCGAGGGAUAUCCGGCGUACGUGUUCCACGAGCCACUUCACUCGCUGACGCAGUCUUACUCCCACGCGCACAGCACCGCCGCGCACUCGCAACCCCAUCGCGGCAUCCCGACUUCUCAUGGUGGCACCCCCACCACACCAGGAGGACAACCUGCAGGACCAGGUGGUGCGCCCUACCAGCCGACGACCUCGACCGCCACUGGAGUGAUAUCGGCGGGAGUCUCGGUGCCAGUGCAGAUCCCGUCGCAAACUCCCGACUUGGCAGGCAACUAUUGGCCGAGGCUCCAGUGAUCCCAGCUCUUCGGGUUCCCGCCCGCGAGCUUGCUCGUAGGCCAGGAGAGCCCGCCGCCACCGACAGCCACCCCUGGUGCGGUGCCACGGCCGUUGCUGGCGUCCCUAGGGAUACCAACGCAACAUCAGCCCCCGCACACGCCGGCCACCACUCCCGUGCACACCUCCGACACCAGUGAGUGAGAACGAACCGAUCAAUCCUCUCUGAACGCUCUUUUCCAGAGAUGGUUCGCGUAGCGCGACGAUUACCAUCGCGGUUAGCCGUUUGUCCGACGAAUUGUUGACCUCCAUCACUUCGUUCGAGGAGAGGAGGCCACCUCGCGGCGAGGAUAGGAUUCGACGAGAUGGGCAAAAUUGUUUAGAUCAAACAUUUCAAGGGGGAAUAGAAUAUACGUAAUUGCUUUGUUUAAUUUUGUAAAUUUCAAGAAUAGGUUGAUGUACGUUGGCUUUAUUUGUGGUGCAUUAUGUUUUGCUUAUCUCUGAUCUAGGAGACGCGGUAUGAAAUCGUGGCACGGUACCGGAAGUUAGCUUCAGCAGUGCUUGUAGAGCGAUUUGUACUCAGGGUCGAUUUUUGUGACGUAGAGGUUCGUUAUUCGUGUUUAUAACUCGGUUCUAGAUAUGUCUCGAGUGCGUUGCAACUUCUCGAGUCAUAAUUAUCAAUCUUUCAAUGACUCUAUCGUGUUGUAUUCACUUUAUCCACAAUUUCAAGAAUCACUUUUCAUUUAGAGUUAGUCUAAAGACAAUUACAUAUUGCUCACUAGUAUUAAACUCAAAAACAAGGACACCACUGUUUCGUAAUGCCAUUUUGGAAUAGUUACCUAUGCAACCAGUCGAAUCUGCAGUCCAGUACAAGAGCGAAUCGAAAGGAUCGUCGGUAAAAACCUGUUAAGCAGAACGAAUGCAACAGGAGUCGAAAAAAAGGUUAACGAGCCUCUUUAAUUCGAUUAAUUAACCUCGUUGGAGUCGAGCCAAAUUUCGCCCAACCGUCCCUGGUGCUGCUGACGCCAGCUUCGGUGACCGGAAAACAAUAACACAGGCGUUCGGAAUUUGCUAUCGCAACUCUGACGAUCUUGCGGUUAGCUUUCCGAGGUCUCUCGUGGCUAGUCACGAAUUCGCUGUGUUAACACUUCACGGGCCAGUACGGCGCGGAAUCGAUCCGCAUUAGUCGAUUGACGGCGAAGUUUGUGCAACAGAACCUUUAAUCAACAAUUGUAAUCGCAAUAUGCUGCCAGUUUGUUUAUGCAUGCACACUGACGCAAUCUGGCGUAUUUUAUACGUUGGAAAGCUUUCACAGACGAUCUACUAAUGAGGAGGACGAUGUCCACCGUGGUCUGGUCGCGUUAUGUGUGGACCCUUUGCAGACGGACAUUUUGAGUUAGACCUUGAACUAUAAUUCGUGUCACUCGAUGGCUACUUUCCUUCCUAAGCAAUAUUUCAUUUCAAAUCACGCAAACUGGAAACUAGUCGAACGAGACUAAAAUCUAAGAGUCCAUUUUAUAAACUACAAGUUUCCAUCAGUCGAAAUUUCCUAAAACUUUUGAACUACAGAAUAUUGUUGUUAACUCGAGUCUCCAAAGGAUUGAUAUUGUCCAUCUCGUGUGAAGGUAAACGUCUCCACGAAUCGUCUCAGGAUAUCGACGAAGCUAUAGGCCGUUCGGGGAGGGUGGAGCUUGAACCAAAAGGCUCCCUUUUGGUUUACAUUAAAAUCUGGUGGUCGUAGAAGUAUACGCAUGACACCCGGGUCACGCAGGGUAUAAUAAUCCAUCUAUAUACGACAGUAUUGUACAAACGAACGCAACGAGCUUCGCCGCAUAGUAACUGUGUUCGUUGGACGAUCCAAAUGUAAAUUAGACCGACGAUUCGAAUUCCUAAAAGUACAUAAUCGGGAAGUGUUGAACCCAAGGAAUAGCAAUUAAUUGAAUAAGGCAUUUAAAAAAUAUUAAAAUUUGUGAUUUUUGUUUGUUUACGAAAAAACAAAUCUUAUUUCGUAAAAGCACACUGAACGAAGUUUUGCAAGGGAGGUUGAUAAAAAUGUCGAAGGCAUAGUCAUCGAACAUGUUUUUCUGGCAGUAUUUCGCUGCAAACACGAACGAUUCGAGCGAAACGAAAAAGUCAAACGAAUUUCGAAGGUACAAUAGCGUAGUUAGUUAGCUACGAUCGGAAAAGUUUAAAUUUGUUAGGUGAACUGGAACAGCAGUCUUUGAAAUCGAAAACAUCGAUUUCUGUCUACUGUUUGUCGGGUUUUCGAUUUGGGAAAGAUAUAAAGACAAUCAUGAAAAAAAAAAGUUGACAGAGUAUUCCAUAAAAAUGUCAAAAUAACGGAUCAAAUAUUUUUUUCAAGUAUCGUGUUUAUCGAUUUGAAAAAGGCGUCGCUUGAAAUGUCAAAACUUUGUGAAUUAUAUAAUUUUCAGUUAUAUUUUGUGACUAUACUCUGAAUAUUGUAAAUGAUCGAUUUCAUCGAAGUGUUUAGGUAUAUGUAACUCCUUGAGUUCAUGUUUAACACUUUUGGUAUUAAGACUCAAAGCAAUUCAAAACGUUCUAAAUAGUACAGCUUGUCGAGGGUACAUUCAUGGAAAAUCUAUCACACAAAUUCGUAGCGACAUUACGAGAUUUUCGAGACACCCUGUACGAAUAUUUCUCCCCGCAACAGCCGCGAAUCGUGUGGAAAUUUCAGAGGGAUUCGAGGACACGAGAGGCGGGCUCCCGCUGCAAAUAUUCUCGCGAGACUGUGGGGUGGCUCGAGCCAGGCCUCGUAAGGGAGGGAACGCUGGGAUUGAUAGCUGCCUCGGGAGGGUGGCUUUUUUCGGAGGCCGGCCAUCACGCUUGUUCGCAGAUAUGGCGUCGGCUGACAACGCUCCACUUACAGACCAAACACUUCACCCUUCUUUCCAGGAGGAAAGUGGCAGCAAUCGAAUUUUCGCCUAGAAACUUUCGAACCGUUCCAACAUUUGUUUCGUUGUAAAAAUUAUUUAUCAAAAACGAUGAAACAAAAUUUUAUCUUAUUCAAAAUUGGAAAGAACCGCUCUGUCUGGUCGCGACAAAAGGUCAAGAUGAGAAGUAUUCUUGCUAAGAGAAUUGAAUAGAAUUUACUCCAGUGCAUACGAGUUUUGAAAAAAAUAACAAAAGUGUUAAACGCCUCCCUUUUGGAGGAAAAUUUUCAAGGUAAACAUUGUAUUUCACAAAAGAUAACAGAGAAUUUGUCAGCCGUGUUUUGACAUAGAAAGGAACACAUGGAUUUUUGAAAGGACAAUAAGACUGUUAAAUGCCUCUGUUUUGUUCAGGAAAAAACUUCAAUGUAAACAUUUUGUUUCACAAACGACAAAUGAGACUUUUCCUCGUCGCGCAUCCAACAUACAAUUAUUUCUAUUAACACAUUGUUGUCUGGCAAUUUUACACGGAAGCGAUUUCAUGUCACCGGCUAUUAUUUCGUAAUUGAUGUGAUAUAAACCUAAAUACUGAGAAAAGUAUAUUCUAUUGUCAAACAAGAAUCAAAAACCGAGAGAACUAAAUACGAUGAGCAAAACUUUUGCAAUAUUCUAUAUCGCCCUGGGUUUCAUCAAUUGAAAUAGAUAAUACAAGUGCAAACACGAGUUUACACGGUCAACAACGUUUGGGCAUGAAAACACGAGUUAACUCGUGACCGGUCAACAAUGUGUUGAACAACAAAAUUCUCAAAAGCACCCUACCUUGUCCAGGAAGAAGUAUUCCUCCAAAAUUAACAAAACAAAAUCUAUCUCCCAUGUUUUGACGCAGAAGCGAAGGCACAAAUUUGUCGAAAAAAAUAACAGAAGCCUCGCACACUGUUCCCAAUAAUCAUAACCCGUUAUUGUCUCCUCAGGUCAGCAUUUUCCCGAUACAUCUCGUCGCGGUGGAUCGUUCAACGAACAGUGUUCGGAAUCAAUCGCGUUCACUGCGCUCACGCAUGACGCGUUGUUGGAGUCGACUCGGCGCGUAAUCCCGUUAAAAGUCGACUCCCUUUCCCGCAGACUUUACGAAGGGUUCAGGGGGGCCGUAGCUUUAGACUCAGCCGCGUUACCUCGACGAGAGAAGAGUUUCUCCAAAGCGUCGAGCCGGCCAUACGUUCAGGACGCGACGAGCAACGAUUCGGAAUCGCGUCCCAUCGCGCGUUGUACAUAUUCCCCGAGUACGCGCAGAGACGAUCGUUACACCGUUCUAGAUUAAGACAAUCCACUCUGUAGCUGAUAACCGGGAUCGUCGCCGUCGAUCGUCGUUAACGAUCGCCGUUCGAGCAUAAUGGACGUCGUGAAACUGGUCGCGGAAAACCAAAAAGACGUCGAUGACGAGAAUAUCUAGGAAAUACCAUUGGCAGCUGAGAACAGAGAUUGGGAAAAAUUACUUGAGUGAUUUUCCUAGAUACGAACAACGGAUGAAAGAUGAAUAAUUAUUUAUUUAUUACUCGUUGAUUGAGAAUUAGAGUUUCAAUUUAUAGAAUGAGAUUUAUAGAUGUUUGCUAUUGGAUGGUAAAAAGGUGGGGAAGAAAUUGCUGUACUUUGAAUUUAUUGUUUACUAUUGGAAGGAAAUCUUGCUUACCUUUGGUUGAGAAGAGUUCCUCUCGGUGAGGAGGAGUCCAGUAAACCUGGGCCCCUUUUGAUUUCUUCAGCGAGCAGUUUGUUUUCUAACCGAGUGUUUCCCACCUUUCUCUCCAAAUGCAUUCUUCUCAGCUGCCAAUGGUAGGUUCGUCGUUAACACGGAGUAGCUUCGAUUGGAAGACUGUUUCGACUCUCGCGAGCCAAUCGUCGACGAUUCGAGGGGGUUGUUGUCGUCUGGGGCAGCCCCGCGCUCACGAAUCCAAAUACGGCGAUCUUGUGUAUAAAUUCGAUUGUAAAAUAGCAUUUGUUACUACUCUUAGCCUGUAAUGUACAUUAGAGAGAAUCGUCGACACGCUGUUGUAUAUACUGUGUAGGUAAGAGGAACGGCAAUUACGGUGCCGUUCGAUCGUACCACUUCAUAGAAGAUCGUACAGACGAGAACUUUUUGCCCCUAUAUUCGGUGUUCUCCCUUGGACCGGAAGCGAACGAUGGGGUGGCGAAAAGACAGCGCGCGAAACUGUUCUCUCGCUGGUACGGUGUUAUUGACGCGACCUGAGCCUACCAUUUAUUCGCUCAUCGUUUUUCCCCGGAGUCACUGCAUCUCGAACACGUACGGUAAUAUGUACGUUUCACGCUUCAUAAGCAAGGUCUUGGAACGGAUCUAAGAACCAGAAGUCGUCGCGAGAUCCACUAUAUUCGAUGAUCAAGCGAAGGGACUCGGAUGACUUUGUAUGGAUUUGAGCGAUUCAUCCCCUUCUAAACUGCAAUUUAUUAGCUCUUUAGCUCUGUAUCGGCGUAAUGGAUUCGUUGUCUAAUUUCUGUUAUUCUUGUAGGUAAAUUUGAAUGUUGAAAUGUUUUGUUCAAACCUUUAUUUUCCUUACUGUUAUUAUAGGAUACUUUUUCACUUCACAAAAGCUUAAAUAUUGAAGUCAAGAUUGUAUAACAGCACUCCAUCUGCACUUCCUUGCAUAUCUAUUGUAUUUAUUUUAUUAACAAUUCGUGCAAUAAGGACGUAAAAUAAAUAAAAAUAUUUCUAAAGCUUAACUUUUUUCUCUAGGAGUACUCUGUACUUAAAUUCUAAUUAAUUCUAAAUAUUCUUCAGAGUUUUAUAGCUGUCUUAAUCUCAAAAUUCUUCAAGUAUUUUAAGCAGAGGAAACUUUCUAGCAACGUGUAGCUACAGAAUAUUUUUUUCUGGAGAAUGGAGAUUCGUGGAGUUGGUCAAUCGAAGGCAAAAAAGUUUCCGCGAAAAGGUGAAUAUCCCGCGGCGCGAGUACGCACGUAGUAUCGCGAAAAAUUAUAGUACAGGGUAAUUUGAUAUAUAUAUGCACUACCUCAGACAAGGCUUUUCGCGCGAUAUAAAAUUCGUAAUUAAUCGCGUGAGCAAUAAAAGAAAGGGAAGAAGAGAGUAAAUUUUCGGAGGUGGCGGAAGGGCGCGCAAACGUUGUCGCGAGAGACCACUCGAGAUUUUCGUACGGUCGACGUACUUACACAGUCCCCUUCAUAAUUAUUCAAACUCUGCGUGUCGCCAGGUACAACGAUUACAUUUUUCACGCGAAGAACAUUUAGUCAUUUUUUCAUUUCCAGUGUUAGAAAGUGGGAAUCGACAAUCAACAGGUUUCGGAACGGGAAAAGGGUAACACUAAAUAGAUUUUCUCAAUUUUUUAUUUUGUAAAUGCGCGAACAUCACAAAACGCAUUCAUUUUUGUUCGUACAAAAUCAAAAAUAACUAUAGAAUUGGUUGUAAACGUAGAUUCCAGUAUUGUUUAAAUAUUUAUAAACGGUACACUACACACGGGUGUAAAUAAAUAUUUGCUACGGUUUUCGCACGUAAAUUUACGCGUAUAAAUUCAUGGAAGUGUGUUUCAAAAAGCUGCAGUAUUUAUAUUGACUUCAAACAAUAGUUUAACAAAUUUUUAUUUAAUAUUAAACAACUAUAGGCUGAUGUUAUACGUGAUCUAUUAUUCGAAUAAAAUGUCGCCUAUGUCGUUCCGACCGUUCCAGGACUCUUCUUCGACCACAUUCUUUUCCCUCCACGACUAAACCGCCACGAGCAUCCACGCAUAAGUAUAAUGAAUGUUACAAGCAGAGCCACUUGUUUAUUAGAUUUCGCGACUCCGACAUCCGCCAAGCAGCUCGCGGAAAAGGGUCGAUCCCCUCGCGAUUGAUCUCUCCCGUCGCGUGAAAUCGGUUGUAACCGAACUAUAAAGAUUUAUCAGCAGUCAAUAGGAUAAUCACGUGUGAUUGCGUCGAGACAAGGCACGAACGAACGACGUAUCGCGCGUGUCGCGAUGCUGUCACAUGGAAAACACAGCGUCUUGCGAUAUUAUAUGUACAAAUUCGUUUGAACGUUUUUUACGCGAUGAACGUAACCAUCGAUACACGCAUACCACAACACGAACACAUACGACGAACGGGGGAUUGUACAUUAGUAAAUUUAUAUUUUUGGAAGAAAACAAAAACAAAGUAAACCGCAUUGAAGAGAGCGAAAAUCUCUCGCGGUGCACACUGGCUUCUCGAGCGUUCGAGAGCCUCGAUUUCGAGAUCGUACACUUCGUUCGGAUCCGCAUGUACCACUUCCUCGUUGACACCCUCACCGAGAACCAAAAGGGCACCGAGCCCAGCUUCGAUAUUCAGUUCCUACUGUUCAGCUCGUGAAAAGACGUAUUUGCGUUCCUUCGAGUUACUUUGAAACGAUUCUUUGCAGUAUGAAACAUUCGGAGCACGGUCGAAACGAGAGUGUAGGCCAUAUUGGACCAGCUUAACGUGCAAAGCACAAGAUGGCUGCCCUCGAGUUGUUCACCUACAGUUUUUGACCCUUCGAUUUCUAAAGGAGAUACGUUAAAUCGUUCAUCGAACGUCUGUUUUCGGAUCGUCGAAAGGGAACGAAGACGCUCGAUGAACGAUAUCGUCUAUUAGAGAAGAAAACCGACGUCACCGAUGAUAAGCAGUUUAGUGACUUGCGUUGACGUUUGUCGAACAGAGUGCACCUAGAUGUUGAAUUUUUUUGACGUUGAUACACUUUGUCUCUUCUCUUUUUCAUUACAACGGGCUGCGUAUUCAAAAUAAAAGAAAAAAGAACGUUGGACAGUUCCGUUUUGUUAACAGUAUUGAACCUCGACAGUAUUUGGUUACUAUGACUAUAUAAACGAUAUAGUUGCAAACGGACUAGGUUGCAUCGAAACGAUCACUCGCGUCCCCGAAUCUUCGUAAAUCGACCUGUGACGCGGAAGUGGUCACGCAAGUUUUCUUAUUAUCUGUAAUAAUAAUUGCUAAUAACGAAUACAGUGUAUGAGUAUUAACAAAUUUAUUAACGAGAAUAAUAUAUUAUUGCGACAGUAAUCUACGUAAGUGUUGUGAAUAAUGGAGAUAAUAUUGUUGCUGUGAUUACCUUUAAGAUUGUAAGUAGUAGAAUAUAGAACCACUGUUAGGUGUCACUGUCUCGAUUCAAUAAAUGUUAUUUCAUUUUAAUGACAACGCAA